ACCUUAUUUAUACAUAACUCGAUACCAAUCAAAGAAGGCGAGUUAUUGGGUAUCCUAGGCCAAGGCUGUUCAUAUCACCAUCGUUGACUAUUCCCCAAGAUGAUGCUGUUCGUUCUUGGAAAAGGAGCUAACUUAGGGAGACGUAGGAGGUCGAGUAAAUGUGUUUUUGUUUAAACUCUGUCCUACUUACCUAAGGUAACAUUAGGUAUUCAAACGGCCAAUCGCCGAAGAACGGAAUGACGCCAUCAGAACAGGUGGGGGUUAUAUCAUUAGAUUCCUGGUAACUCGGUACUAGGUAUACAAAUGGUACUAUACGAAUGCACAACAACAACAUCAACAUAUGUACCUAACCUAAUCUUUUCUUUCUUCUUUCUUUCCAUACCAAUACUACCGGAAAUAACUCACCAUGUCCUUCACUUCAAUCCCUAUCCUGGACCUGGCCCUCUCCAGGGAUCCCCAGACGAAGCCGAAGUUCUUAGCCGAGCUACGACACGCCCUGAUGGAGGUCGGCUUCUUAUAUAUCAAAAACGUCGGCAUCCCGGACCAUCUCUGGCAGCAGGUCAUAUCGGAAGGGAAAGCAUUCUUUGACAUACCAAAGGAGGAAAAGCUCAAGAUCGAGAUGAAGAACGCGCCAUCGUUCCUAGGUUACUCGCAGCUGUCCGCCGAGAUCACAGCUGGCAAGAUAGACCAUAGGGAGCAGAUCGAUCUGUCUACAGAGCAUCCUCUUCCGAAACCAGAUGCCCCGCUAUACGAGAAUCUACUCGCGCCUAAUCAGUGGCCCUCGCCCGAGGUAAUGCCCAAUUUUCGUGCGGUUUACACCGACUACAUGACACGCAUGGGGCGGAUAUCGAUAGAGUUCACAUCCCUAAUCGCGGAGGCGAUCGAGUUACCCUCCGACGCCUUCAACCGGUAUUUCGACUCUGAUCAGCAGCACAAACUGAAGAUUGUCAAGUACCCCGACAUAUCAGAGCUAGGAUUAGCUGACAAUGUCCAAGGCCAAGGAGUUGGGCCUCAUAAGGACAGCAUGUUGACAAGUUACCUACUUCAGGCAAGCAACCAUAAAGGACUCCAGGUUCAGAAUAUGCAAGGCCAAUGGAUUGACUGCCCAUCAAUUGACGGCACCUUGGUAAUUGCCAUCGGGCAGGGCUUAGAGGCUUUAACACAAGGAGUCUGCGCGUCAACAACCCACAGGGUUCUUUCACCAGAGGCGGGCAAGGGUGCGAGGUUCUCCAUUCCAUUCUUCCAGGGGGUCCGGGCCUCUACAACGUUCGAGGAAUUAGAGUCGAUCGGUGUCGGGCAAGUUCCAGAGGCGGCCAAGGAGCAGCGGCGGAAGGUCUUAGAGGCGAACGGUGGUAGAUUUGACGAUGUCGAGUUUACCUUUAGGAAAGGCGGGGUAGCGACGACGCUGGGCGAGGCGACACUAAGAAACAGGGUCAAGAGUCACCCGGACGUGGGAGAGAGAUGGUACCCAGAUAUCCUGAAAGGCAUACGAGAGCAACAGGCCCCAGAGGCAGCCCAGAAGCAAGAGGCACAAGGAGCGUCGACAAAGACCGACGCUCCUGAGAAUGGGCGCGCUGUGGAUAUCAACACCAAAGCGCAAGCAGUGGAAGCACACUGAUAAGGUGGUGCAUCUCCAUAUUAGAAAAAAAUAAAAACGCAAAAAAUUAAGAUGCGAGAAAAUCUCAGUUAACUCAGUGCAAUCUCAUUAAUCAAUGUUGCUCCGUGACCUCAUUGCAACCCACCCAAAUAAGACCUCUGCUAAACACCAAGUGCGCCAAUCGCUAUGUCCAUUCUUCAUCUAUUCGAUCGUCCCGUACGGAUACGAAUUCGUCGUUUUGUUUAUUUGGCAGGAGGAGCAUCGUGGCCGGGGAAGCAGUCGGCCAUAGACUUGUUGUGCUUGUUAACGGCGUGCUCGGUGAGCCUAUACUGAGGUGCGCGGGUGGUCUUCAGGAAGGUCGACUUGCAGAUCUGGCACUGGAUAUCCAUAGCCUUAAUAUUCUAGAUGAUCCCAUGU
Messenger RNA from Daldinia caldariorum, 2014 nucleotides. Its product is annotated as Clavaminate synthase-like protein. Gene Ontology annotation, molecular function: dioxygenase activity. The record is from RefSeq and is a predicted model, not a curated record. The coding region runs from base 407 to 1618 and encodes 403 amino acids. NCBI's taxonomy places the organism in Eukaryota, Fungi, Ascomycota, Sordariomycetes, Xylariales, Hypoxylaceae. The transcript is spliced from 4 exons.